Molecule: messenger RNA, 1813 nt
Organism: Cucurbita maxima (winter squash)
Lineage: Eukaryota; Viridiplantae; Streptophyta; Magnoliopsida; Cucurbitales; Cucurbitaceae
Product: protein DETOXIFICATION 35-like
Exons: 7
Coding region: 124-1584 (486 amino acids)
Biological process (GO): xenobiotic detoxification by transmembrane export across the plasma membrane
Cellular component (GO): membrane
Molecular function (GO): xenobiotic transmembrane transporter activity; antiporter activity
Source: RefSeq, a predicted model, not a curated record
AGUAGCUCACGGAAGGCGCCAUGUUCGAGUUCGACGACCUUCAGAUUCAGGCUCUCCAUACUCUGUGUUAGGUACGUCAAAGAAAUAUCCUAACUGCCUUCGUACGGCACCAACAAGCGGAGAAUGGAAGCGCCUUUGCUACAUGGUCUCGCCGCGGCAGACUAUGAGCCACUCAAGAGUUUCAGUGACGCCAAUCGUGUGUUCUUCGCUGAGACGAAGAAGCUCUGGAAGAUUGCGGCGCCCAUUGUGUUUGGUAUACUUUGCCAGUAUGGAAUCAACUCAGUCACUAGCAUUUUCGUUGGCCAUAUCGGCGACGUUGAGCUUUCCGCCGUUUCUAUCUCUGUUUCCGUUAUAGGAACCUUCGCCUUUGGCUUCAUGCUUGGUAUGGGAAGUGCACUGGAGACGCUGUGUGGUCAAGCUUAUGGCGCUGGACAAGUUUACUUACUUGGUGUUUAUAUGCAACGUUCAUGGAUUAUUCUUACGGUUUCCAGCUUCUUUAUUCUACCAAUUUACUGGUUUGCUGAACCAAUCCUAAAGGUUCUGGGACAAACAGAUGAAAUAUCUGAAGUUGCAGGAUGGUUCACAAGGUUGCUUAUUCCCGAACUCUUUUCAUUGGCGAUCGUUUUUCCCACCCAAAAGUUCCUUCAAGCCCAAAGCAAGGUCAAUGUCCUUGCCUAUAUCGGGUUUGUCGUCUUAUUAUUACAUGCUGCAAUGCUCUGGCUCUUUAUUUUCGUAUUCAACUGGAACCUAACUGGUGCAGCUAUUGCAAGCAAUAUUUCAAGUUGGGUUACUGCCAUAGCACAAGUUAUCUAUGUUGUUGGUUGGUGUAAAGAUGGAUGGACUGGUUUGUCACGGUCGGCUUUCAAUGAUAUAUGGGCCUUUGUUGGCCUUUCCUUUUCAUCCGCUGUAAUGCUUUGCCUAGAACUCUGGUAUAUGAUGAGUGUAAUUAUUCUUACCGGCCAUCUCGAUAACGCGGUAUAUGCCGUUGGUUCCCUUUCAAUUUGCAUGAAUAUCAACGGGAUCGAAGCAAUGUUAUUUAUAGGUAUCAAUGCUGCCAUCAGCGUGCGGGUUUCUAAUGAGCUUGGACAAGGGCAUCCAGUGGCGACCAAAUAUUCUGUCUAUGUUACAGUGUUUCAGUCUCUUCUUCUCGGCUUACUAUCCAUGGUGGUUAUCUUAAUCACGAAGGAUAGUUUUGCUGUCAUUUACACCAGCAGCAAAGAAAUGCAAGCUGCUGUCUCUAAACUAGCAUACCUUCUCGGAAUCACGAUGGUUCUUAACAGUGUCCAGCCAGUAAUUUCAGGUGUUGCUAUUGGAGCUGGUUGGCAAACGUUGGUAGCAUAUAUCAAUCUUGGCUCUUAUUAUGCUUUUGGUCUUCCCCUUGGUUAUCUUCUUGGUUAUACAAAACAUUUGGGAGUUCAGGGACUGUGGGGAGGCAUGAUCUGUGGACUUUCUCUCCAAACCAUUCUGCUUCUGAUCAUACUCUAUAAAACAAACUGGACCCAUGAGGUGAAUCAGUCAAUAGAACGGAUGAAAAGAUGGGGAGGACAAGAGGUCAAAAUUGUCAAUUCAGCUGAUUACAUAUGAACUAGACAGUCAGAAAACAGCUUGACCAGAUUGCUCUAACUUAGUUUGGAAAUUUUUUUUUGUUUUUUUUAUAUGAUUUCUGUUCCUUAGUUCUUCAUGCCGCUCUAAAUGAACUUGUGCCUAGCCUAAAAUUUCCCACUCCUUAUUUGACGUUAAAUUGGAUUUAUGGAAACAAUUUAGAUUUUUAUCAAAAGAUGUCAUUAAGAUGGUAAGAUCAUAUCUCCACUAA